Molecule: messenger RNA, 3073 nt
Organism: Tinamus guttatus (white-throated tinamou)
Lineage: Eukaryota; Metazoa; Chordata; Aves; Tinamiformes; Tinamidae
Gene: DCLRE1A
Product: DNA cross-link repair 1A
Biological process (GO): interstrand cross-link repair; double-strand break repair via nonhomologous end joining
Molecular function (GO): 5'-3' DNA exonuclease activity; damaged DNA binding
Source: RefSeq, a predicted model, not a curated record
UGAGCUGCUGUCCUGAGCAAGGAGAGCAGCUCAUGUGCUGCCAUGUCGGAAGAUGCUUUAUUGGAGGAGGAGAUUUGGGAGUACAAAUCCAUUAGGAAACAGAAGUUGGAGCCUCAGGGUGGUUCAGAGAGCGGCUCUGCACCUGUGCGGACAAUAAGUAAUGGCAAGUGCAGGCCAAAAAGGAAGGGAAAUGGAAAUAAGAAAAAAUCUGUGGAAAAAACAGAUACUAUUAGGAAGAGCACUGAUACUAUUAAGAAAAGCAAGCGGAGAUCAAGACCAGAUCCGGAUCUAGAUCAAAGUAAAGAUGAUCCUGUCGUGCAGUCCCAGGAGAGUGUUAGCAACCUGACAGAACAAAGCUCACACAGUGCAAAGCCAGUUCAUGAUGGACACUGUCCAAGCUGUCAGAUGCCCUUCUCUUUACUGGUAGUCCAGACACCUCGGUGGCAUGUUGCUGAAUGCUUGGAUACCCCAGGACCUGUGGAAAAAGAGUGUCCCGAUGGUUUACUGUGCACCUCCACCAUUCCAUCCCACUACAAGCGCUUCACCCAUUUUCUCCUUGCAGCAAGCAGGGCAGGAGAUUAUCUCAUACACUCUUCAACAUGCACUCCGGAGAGGAAGGGCACUUGUUCCACUGCUGCAGAGCCCAGCUGCCUCCCAACUCUCGUGGAGACAACUUCACAGAACGAGAAGCCAUCCAGGAAUGGCCCAAAUGCUGAGCAGACACUGGUGGUGCAGAGUUCAGCACAAAUGAAAUCUCUAAAUAUAACCAGUGAAAGUACUUCCUCUUCUGCAAACGUUGAAAGACCUCAACAGACACUACAGUUCACGCAGAGCACAGAUGAUAAUUGCCAGUUUGAAUUUUAUGACUUUGCAUCCUCUCAAGGAAGUGAAAUAGGAGAAGAUCUGGACAGCCAGAGAGAUACAAAUCAGCCAAGUCUGCUACAAUCAAAAGUUGAUUUCAGUGACUGUGAAAUUUCUUAUUCUCCACUAAGUACUUGUGAGGAAAGUGAAGAGGAAACUGAGAAAGAAGAGAAGAAAAUAAAAGCAUUCCAAAAUAAAUUAUUGGAAGUUCAGAAUUCUGAAAAUGAAUAUUCUAAUUCUGUGUUGUUUAAAAAUUUUGAGGGGCUUCCUAUACAGCAUGUUAAAAUGGGAAGUAACAAAACAGAGCACUGUGAGAAAAUAAAUACAUCAAGCCAUCUGGAUCCCAGUGUAAAAACUGUUUCUCAGAGUCACAUGAAUAGCAAGUUCUCUAAUUCAGCAUGUGUAGCUAAUCAGCAUCAGCAAGAAGUGCUAAACACAGCAUCCUCGUUUCCUCUUCAAUAUAAUAGAACUCAGGAGGAGGGUGAAGAGUCAGAAUUACUUGCACCUGUUGCUAAUGCAGGUAAUAAAGACUCUGAAGACAGGGGUGCUUAUGCUGUGGAUUCUGCCUACGUGGCUCUUUCAGAUAUGGUGUUGCUGCAAGUGAGUGAAGGUGCUAGGUCUGUCCUGCCACAGGAAAGUAAUAUUUUGAAGGACCCAAGUAAUCUUUUGACUAGUGUAGAUAAAAUGACUGCUAGCAUGACUGAAAAAGCAGGAUGCCAGGAGAGUUUGCAGUCAGUAACAGAGAAAGAAGGAAAUCUUCCUAAUAAAACUCCUGUGUGCUGUUCCAGCCCAGUGUCUAAAACAGUGCAGGCUGUUUCUUUAGCAAGCAUGAAUGCCAAAUCUAGUUCUGCCAAAGAACUCAAGCAAAUGGACAUUGGUGUUUUCUUUGGGUUAAAACCCAAAGCAAAAGAGGAAAGCAAAAAAGAAGAGGAAAGCAAAAGAGCGACUGUGUCAAGCGAAGGAAUGCAGAUAUUGAAUCCAGUUACUCCCAAUGGAAAGACACCCAGACGGCGCAAAAGGAAAGCCGAAGGAUCAGUGGAGGAUGUAGAAGCAGUUAUAGGUAGUCCAAAUAAAAAUGGAGGCUUUGCAGAUGCAAAUUCUGGUGGCCAACGAAGGUGGAGAAAAAGAUUUAGGGAAUCAUCUACUACAGGGGAAGGAACAAGAAAAAAACAGUGCCCCUUCUACAAGAAAAUACCAGGAACUGGUUUUACAGUUGAUGCCUUCCAGUAUGGAGAAAUUGAAGGCUGUACAGCCUAUUUCCUCACUCAUUUCCACUCUGAUCACUAUUGCGGCCUAACAAAAAAUUUCAUGUUUCCAAUCUACUGUAAUAAGAUAACUGGCAAUCUGGUGAAGAGCAAACUCCGAGUCAAGGAGCAGUAUAUCCAUGUGCUGCCAAUGGACACGGAAUGUGUAGUAAAUGGGAUCAAAGUGUUGUUGCUUGAUGCCAACCAUUGUCCAGGUGCAACAAUGAUCCUUUUUUGUCUCCCUACUGGAAACGUUAUUCUGCACACGGGAGACUUCAGGGCAGAUCCUUCCAUGGAGCGCUAUUCUCCUCUGAUUGGUAGAAAAGUCCAUACUCUUUACCUUGAUACCACAUACUGCAGUCCUGAAUAUACCUUUCCUUCCCAACAAGAGGUUAUCCAGUUUGCUGUCAAUACUGCUUUCGAGACAGUAACUUUAAAUCCACGUACUUUAGUUGUCUGUGGCACCUACUCUAUUGGAAAAGAAAAAGUCUUUUUAGCAAUUGCUGAAGUUUUGGGCUCCAAAGCAAGUAUGUCUCAUGAUAAAUACAAAACACUGCAGUGCUUGGAGUCAGCAGCUGUGAAUUCCCUUAUCAGUAUGGACUGGCAUGAUAGUUUGCUUCAUGUUCUUCCUAUGAUGCAAAUUAAUUUUAAGGGCCUGCAAGAUCACUUGAAUAAAUUUGCUGAGAAUUUUGAUCAAGUUCUGGCUUUCAGGCCUACUGGGUGGACCUACUCGGAUUCCUGCUACUCAGUGGUGGAUAUCAAGCCUCAGACAAGAGGAAGGAUCACCAUAUAUGGGAUUCCUUACAGUGAGCACAGCAGUUACCUAGAGAUGAAGCGUUUUGUUCAAUGGUUGAAGCCACAGAAAAUCAUCCCCACUGUAAAUGCUGGUGACUGGAGAGCCAGAAGCUUGAUGGAGAAGCAGUUUAGAGACUGGAUGGUAGAGAGCAACGGACACAAAUAAGGAAGGA